Molecule: messenger RNA, 8474 nt
Organism: Photinus pyralis (common eastern firefly)
Lineage: Eukaryota; Metazoa; Arthropoda; Insecta; Coleoptera; Lampyridae
Biological process (GO): cell-cell adhesion; cell adhesion mediated by integrin; integrin-mediated signaling pathway
Cellular component (GO): integrin complex; external side of plasma membrane
Molecular function (GO): integrin binding
Source: RefSeq, a predicted model, not a curated record
GAUGGCACCCGACUGUUUAUUGGCGCUCCCGGAAGCUGGUACUGGCAAGGCCAAAGUUAUUCCAUCGAUCCCCAGGUCAAUUUUCCAUUUCAUCCUGGAAUAUUUGGUGAAGCGUUUGGUUUUAACGCACGUCCAAAAGGACAGGUAUUCCAGCAAAGUUUGAACAAGAGGCCCGCGGUUUUUUCAACGCCCGAGGGACCGGCGCGGGACGACGACUCCUAUAUGGGAUACUCGAUGGUUGUCGGAGAUUUUAACAACGUCGGUACGCAAGGCGUCGCGGUUGGUAUGCCGAAAGGUGGCGAAAGCUUGGAGGGAAGAAUAUUGCUGUAUACGUGGGAUUUGACGAAUUAUCUUAAUAUUAGUGGAACCCAGCUGGGGGCUUAUUAUGGUUAUGCGUUGGCGAAUUCCGAUGUUGAUGGCGAUGGACGUGACGAUCUUUUAAUUGGGGCUCCUCUUCAUACCGAGAAAAAUACUGAGAAUAAGUAUGAAGUUGGUCGCGUGGAGAUCGCCUGCCAGGGACCAAGUGGCAGCUUUUCGAGGAGGAUUAUCCUUGAUGGAUUUAAAUCGAAAUCAAGAUUUGGAUUGGCAUUAAGCACGCUAGGUGAUAUGAAUUUGGACGGCUAUGGAGACUUUGCUGUGGGCGCACCGUAUGAUGGACCAUUUGAACGUGGCGCAGUCUAUAUUUUUCAAGGAGCUCCGAAUGGUGCUGUGACGAAGUACUCCCAAGUAAUUUACGCCGAGAAUGUACAGAGAAGUUACGUAGGUCGCGAGCCUGUUAAUACAUUCGGGUUUUCAAUAUCAGGUGGUCUCGAUCUUGAUGGUAACGACUAUCCUGAUAUGGCUAUUGGCGCUUAUUCAUCAGAUGUCGCGUACUUCUUUAGAGCCAGACCAGUCGUGAAAGUCGAAGCGUAUGUCAAGUUUUUAACCCCCCACAAACAACUAUUUCUAGAACAAAAGGACUGUUACAAGCCAAACAAUCCGAACAUACGCGUCACCUGUACUGAUAUCGAGGUGUGCGUGAGGUAUACUGGAGUUGGAGUUCCCUCUCGAAUAGAUUUAAAUAUUGAACACAUACUAGAUGCCAAGAAAUUAAAGCAACAAACACGAAUGUACCUUGGACGGGCUUCUGGACAGUCGGUCAACACAACUUUAAUUCUAUACAAGGACACGGAAUUUAACUGCAACUUGAAAGACAAAAUUUACUUGGAAGAGCAAAUAAUUGACAAACUCACUGAGCUAAUGGUCGAAGUGAAAUACUCACUGAAAAGUUCAGAGGCACUUUCGCAAACGGUACGUAAUCCAACAUCCAUUCUCGUGCCGAUUUUGGAUGAAUCGAAGCCAACCUCGGUAAAUGAUUCGAUUAGCAUUUACAAAAAUUGCGGCCCCGACAACAUUUGCUACCCUGAUCUUCGCUUACACGUCAAUCAGCAAAUCGAUGGGUACGUUUACGAGCUGGGAAAAUCUCUAGAGUUUAUUGUGGAAGUUACCAACCACGCCGAAGAUGCUUACAACGCCAAAUUCUUCCUGCAUCUACCUCCAGGAAUUGGUUUUAAAGUUGCCAAACGAACGGAUUACCCAGAAUCUAAAGUGUCUUGUAGUACGUCGUUUAACGCCUCAGUAUUCGUUUGCGAUAUCGGAAAUCCCUUAUCCAAAGUGUUCAACUUUAAACUGGAAGUAGAGCCCUUAAGAUAUCACAAACUGUUAAGCCCCUCUUACGAUUUCCUAAUGAACGUUACAAGUGCUAAUCCGGAGUAUAACCACACAAUGCAGGAUAACGUGGUUCAAUUUUCGAUUAAAAUCAUAGUAAAUGCUGAACUUUCUCUUGAAGGCAAAUCGGUGCCGUCUACCGUUUAUUAUAAUUUGAACCAAUAUCCGUCAGAAGCAAAGGUUUGGGAUAGUGAAAUUGGACCAUCAGUUAUACAUUCCUACACGGUUACGAAUGCUGGGCCUUCCGAUGUUCAAAAUGUGGAAAUCUUCAUCAUUUGGCCACAUCUAGCAGCGCAAGGUAAAGAUUUAUUGUACUUAUUAGAAGAACCACACACUCUCGGAAAUGUUCAGUGUGAGAUAGUAGGGGCGAACUAUAAUGGUUACACAUUAGCGGGCCAAAGGGAGGUGUGGGAAAUAUUAGAAAUAACUCCCGAAUAUCUGCACCAUAACGCAACCCCUCACGUUCAGCACAAUAAAACCGUGAUCAUAUCAGGGCAAGCUGGUAACACGAUCACCACGACUGAAACAGAGCUAAUAUUUUUCGACGAACUCAACAAAGUUAUUCAUCGAGAAAAAUUAAUUAGAGAACCCAGCUAUGAAGAAUACUGGCAACAGGUUGCAAAGUUCGUCAAUUCGCACCCCGGUCCAUUGGUCGUAGCGGUUAAUACUACGAUUCAUGUGAAAUACGAGAACGGUACGGUUAUUUCGCACCCUUCGAAUCGGCCGGGAAUACCCGAAAUUCCGUAUGGAUCUUAUCGAGUCCGUUCAAACACCACAACCUUAGUCGCGUACUCGGACUCUUUGGGAAAUAUCCUUUAUGAAGAAAUAAUAUCUGAGGAACCGGGAUCGGAGUCUUUUACUAAAAGAGUUCGAAGUACAACCGAUCGUUACACGUUCCCGCUUUCAAUUCGCACUAAUACUACAAGAGAGACGUCCUAUGUCACUUCGGAUGGCAAGGUUCUGUACCAGGAGUUUGUCUCGAAAGUAGGUACUGGAGAAUCGACGAGCGUGGAGACGUCGAAGAUAAGUACAAUAAUUAACGUCGUACUAUACGAUGCGAAUGGUAACAAGCUUGAAGCGCACACGGUAACUGCGGAACCGGGCACGGAAGCAUACUGGGAGCAAAUCAAUGCGUUAGUUGGAAAGUACCCCGAUCCUGUCACCAUUCGUAUCUUCAAAGGUAAAAUUACCACCUACUAUAUCAAUGGAGUUGAAAUUCGAAAGGAAGAAGUGAGCGGGUCAAGCACAACGUUAGAAGCUCCAUUUAGAUCGUAUAUUGACGUAAUUACGACCAUAACUUGCUUCGGGGUUGAUGGGCAAGUUUUGGAUCAAGGUAGUAUUCCAGGAGAAUCCGGUACCACUGAGUAUCAGAAAAUUGUUAAUAAGAUGGUGAAACAAUACAAGCAGCCGAUAACUAUAAAAACAAAUACGACUACUGCUGUGACGUAUCGUGGAUCUGCGGGGAAAAUUAUUCACACGGGAUACAUGUACAAGGAGAAGAUCGAUAAGUACCACCAAGACCUGCUGCAGAAUGCGGUUACCACAACUAAAAUUACUAUCUAUGACUCGUACGGUAAGGAGAUUCAUCACGAAAAUAUUAAGCAGGAACCUGGUACGCCGGCUUACUGGGAGGAAUUGAAUAAGAUUGUUAGUAAAUACAAGGUGCCAGGGACCAUCGGGACGCAACAUGUGAAGACCAUUACGUAUUACGUUAACGGAAAACCGACCGAUGUUGAGGUUACCAGCGGGACCGUGGAAAAGAAAUUCAUAAGUCAUACCGACACCACAACGGUAACCAUUCGUGAUAUGAACGGUAACCAACUCUAUCAAACUGCAAUACCGAGCGAUUCGGAUUCUAAACAGUAUCGCGAACUGAUUUCCAGAUUGACCCUUCAGUUCCCUCAACCUUUAAUCAUUAAGACGAAUACUACAAGAUUCAUUACUUACCGUACUGAGAAUGGGCAGAUACUUCAGAAUGGGUACGUCUACUCCGAAAAAACUGAACAUUAUAAUCAGAGUCAACCGGAAACCGUAACGACGAUUGUUACAACUGUUACAGUUCAUGAUUCGCACGGAAGGCCUGUGGGCACAGAAAUUGUUACAGAGAAUCCUGGCACGCAGGCGUAUUGGGAGACUAUAAACCAAAUUAUUUCUAAACAUAAACCGCCUGUUACUGUAAGCACCACGCAUAUUAAAACUAUAAAAUAUAUUCUUAAUGGAAAGGAAGUGAACCAUGAAAACGUACCGUUUACAACUCGAACUGAGACUACUACCUCUAUUAGCUGCCGUAACGCUCAGGAUGGUGCAACACUAUACUCUUCACAACUACCCGGAGAUUCCAACUCGGCUGCUUACAAAGAUCUAAUUAGUACUUUAACUUCGACUUAUACCCAACCGAUUAUAAUCACGACCAAUGUGACGAGAAUAACCCAUUACUUGGAUACGUUAGGAAACGAGAUUCUCACGAAUACCGCGUUUGAGGCGAAAACCCAGAGUUACAAUCAACAUUCGGGCGAAACGUUUAAGAUAACCACUGCGACUGUUUUGACCAUCUAUGGAAUGAACGGGUUGCAAUUGCACCAGGAGGUUAUAACGGAAGAGCCAGAAUCACGAGAGUAUUGGAACCGAGUUAAUCAAAUUAUAGCGACCUACACGCAGCCAGUUACAGUAAAGACUUCGACAACGCAGCGUGUUACGUACUACUUGAACGGGAUUGAAAUAAAAACUGAGGAGAAGCCUUUACACCCAGGCGUCAACGAAGUUCCGUUAACUGUCAAUACGAAUGUGGUAACGAGCGUGACGUGCAAAGAUGCAAAUAAUGCCGUAAUUCACCAAGUCUCUUUGCCCGGUGACUCUUCGACGACUGCCUAUAGGGAUGUGAUAAAUGGCGUGAAGGCGCAGUAUAGACAACCUAUGACGAUUAUCACGAAUGUUACAAAGACAAUUACAUACCGUGACAGUAGAGGGCAGCCUGUUUCAACCGGUUUUGUAACCGAGGUGAAACAGGAACACUUCGCCCCUGCUACCCUUGAAACUAGCCGUACGUCUACGGUUACAACAGUUUCGGUUUAUGAUGUCAACAAUCGUUUGGUUACGCAAGAAUCGUUGCCCUACGAACCGGGAACUAGGGAGUACUGGGAAGCGUUUACUAAAAUAAUCGGCCACCACGCAACCCCCGUUACUGUUCGGAUCGCCACCUCCAGUGUAACAACGUAUUACAUUAACGGAAUAGAAACACGUCGAGACGACAAACCUUACGUCGGCGAUGCUUCCAGGAUACCUGCUUCGAUUAGGAUCGAGUCGACCAGUACGAUAGUGUGUCAUGAUCGGAAUGGCAAACAGCUUUACACGAUAACAAUACCGGGAGAUACUCAAACGACCGAGUAUAGAAACGCAAUCUCUACAAUUAAAAAUACCUACCACCAACCCAUCGCAGUAAAAACCACGGUAAAUAAGAACAUAAGGUUCAUGAACAGCUAUGGAACGGUGAUUCACACUGAAACCACGCAUCACGAAACAACCGAAAAUUAUAAUCAUAAUCUAAACGAAACUGUACGAACGAUCACAGAAACUGUGAUCACAUUCUAUGAUGAGAACCGUAAUCUUCUUCAAAGAGAGAUUAUUAGAGAAGAACCAGGAACGGAGGCCUACUGGCAGGAAAUAAAUAAAGUAAUUAGCAAAUAUACAAUACCGAUCACAAUGAGAGUGACCACUACGAAAGUACUAGUUUAUUAUUCCAAUGGUGUCGAGAUGCGUCGGGAAAACGUGCCAACUGGAGAUACCAAUCAACCAUUCACAACACAAAGUGAUUCGGUAACAACGGUUGUUUGUCAUGCGAAUGAUGGCCAGGAACUGUACAGAACUACGCUAUCGGGCAAUGCUCAAACGCCUGCCUAUAAUGACUUAAUCAAUUCACUGAGAAAUCAAUACAGCUUCCCCAUUUCAGUAAAUACAAACAUCACCACAACAAUUAAGUACUUCGGCUCUGAUCAUAGAUUAAUAUAUACCGGUUACGUCUACGAAUCUAGAACCCAACAAUAUAAUCAGCAGUCUGGGGAAACUAGCCGGAUUAGUACAGUUACCAUAGUAAAAAUAUUCAGUCAAAGUGGUCACUUGCUAGAACAGGUAACAAUAAUGGAUGCACCCGAUUCGCCAAUUUAUUGGGAACAGAUUAAUAAUGUAGUAGUAAAGCAUCACGAGGUAAUUACGAUUCAGACAGAUACCAAAAAGGUGAUCACUUACUAUGUUAACGGCAAAGAAAUUCGAAGCGAACAAAUUCCCGGUCCAAUAGCUGAACCGAUUCACCCAGAGUUACAGAGAUCGACUGUUAUUACGUGUUACGGCCCAGCUGGUAAUAUUCUCACUCAAAGGACUAUUGCUGAAGAUCGCACCUCACCCGCCUAUCUUAACUAUUUGUCCGCACUAAAGCAGCAGCAUCCCGACUAUGGUAGCAUACAUACUAACACCACCAUCACGAUCUACUACAGAAACGCACGUGGUGGGACGGUACACGUAGGAAGUAUACUUCAACAACACACAGAUUAUCGUACGCCCUCGCGUCCGGACACAACGCAGACGCAGACAACAACAAUUACCACUGUUACCUUCUACGAUCCCAGCGGAAACUUAUUACACCAGGAAACCAUACGGGACGAACCAGGUUCAACGGCAUACUGGCAUAGUAUUAAAAACACCAUUACUAGAUAUCCCCUAAUCGCGUUGAAGAUUCAUACGACCAUAACUAAAGUUAUUACGUAUUACAGCGGAAACAGAGAAAUUCGUCAGGAAACUGUUCCAGGUAACGCCGGUAUUUACGAAGCACCUUUCACAUCUCACACAGACGUCGUCAAUGUGAUCACCUUUUAUGGACCCAAUAGAGAGGUGCUAAACCAACAAACCGUGAGGGGAGAACUGACACCGGCCGACCGAAAAAAUUACCUGGACAGUUUCAGUAGAACUCACUUCGGGGGUACUUUCACAAUGGAAACUAACACCACUAAGACCUUAACGUACCGCAGCACUGACGGUAGAGUACUUUUCACCGAUAACAUCUUUGUACCUGUCGAUCAAGGUCCAAGCCAUACGGAAAUAAAAACAACUUUCACCGUGUAUGGGCCUGAUCGUCGAACGAUAUUGGAUCAGCAUACAAUUAACGGUGGUACUGGUUCGGCAGCCUAUAAUGAUUACAUCUCGGGCAUCAUCGCCAGGUUUCCGGGAUCGAUCACGAUCUACACCAAUUCGACGAAAACGGUUACUCUAAUGUCAGACAGUGGGCAACCACACCAGCAAGUUCUGACCGAGCCACGAUCAACAAUCCAAAGGGAAGGUGAUACCACAAGCUCAAGGGCGAGGACAAGUAUUACGUUCUACGCACCUGACGGAACACAACUGCACCAAGACACUAUCGAGGGUGCACCCGGAAAUGAACUACUUCAAAAAUUAAAUCAGGUGGCAAACACCUUCGGUGGUGUUUUAAAAAGUUCCGUCACGCAUCACAAUGAAGGAUCUGUUACGCAUGUCGAUACUCCCUAUCCGGGUCAUACGUUUGGCGGCAACACUCAACAUUUCACAGACUUCAACGUAAACCGCUACAAUAAUUACAGCUCGCCUUACAACAACCAAACCUUCCGCAGCCCACCCUUAGAAUCAUUACAAGAUUUGGGCACAUAUGCCAAGCGAAGGGGGUACGUUAAUGCCGGAGUUGAUCUUGGCCGCGGUCAUAGUGGCAAUGUUGACAACAGCUUUGAUAACCAGGCGAGAAGGCGUUUCGAAUCGUAUCGAACUUCUGAAACGAAUCCGAACUAUAACUAUUUACGAGGACAGAAUAUUCGACACAGUAGAACGAAGAGAGAGGAGGACCCUACUACGAUUGAUAUCAAAAGGUUGAGCGAAUGUAAAACUAGCAAUUGUAGUAUCAUUAGAUGUACAACUGGAGCCUUGCAUAAUGGAAAUGAGGUCCACAUAGCGCUGCGCGCAAGAGUUAAUGUUCACACACUGACACAGUUGAGUACUACACAAACGGUGAAGAUUCAGUCCAUGCUCCUAGCGAGAAUAAGUCAAUUUGAAGAAAUCCUCGGCGUUCCCGAGAAGAGGAAACUCUAUCGACACCAGGCGAUAACUACCGUGAUGCCUCCAACGCCCGAUAUUAAACCAGACAUGGUUCCCUUGUGGGUGGUGAUUCUAUCCGCAGUCGCAGGAACCUUAAUCCUACUUCUGUUGAUAUUUUUACUAUACAAAUGCGGAUUCUUCAACAGAAGCAGACCGUCCGAUGCCCCAGAACGACAGCCAUUAAAUAGAAAUGGACAUUUCCAACAUGGCGACGAAGCGCUCUAGUUUAAAUACCGAAACACGAAGACUAGAAGUUGUUGUUGCAAGUGAUUUAUUUAUGUGUGUGUGUACAAAUACGUAAUUGUAGUAGUCGUUUUCGGUGCUAUUAUGACAAUUUGUUUUAUUUUGCUCUCUUUUUCGCUAACAAAGAAAUAUUUUAGUGAUACAGAUUAAAAUAACGCAUAAUACAACGACUAAACGAAAAUGUGAUUAACAGACUAAUUUAUUAAUUUUUACGCUAGCGGGACAUUUUAGUGCCUUAACUUCAGUGCCACUUGUUAUUAAAUUAUUUUAGUUUUAGUAAUAUAAUUGUUAAUACGUAAAAUUGUAAAAAGUUCAUCUAAUUUUCAAAUUGUUUAUAUACAUAUGAUCCUAUCAUGCCAUUCACUUUGUACAUUUAACUGUUAAACCUAUAAUUUGUAAAUAAAACUUGAACAUGA